GAAGCCAGCGGGGGGGCAGCCCGACAGCCUGAUGUGCUCGGCGUGUCGGCAUGUCAGUGCCGAGACAUCGUCAUCGUCAUUGUGGCUGUCAGUGUGCAGAUAGCAGUGCAUGGGAUUUGUUUAACUCUAGCCAAUAUCUUUUGAUAAUACAAAAUAUAUAUACAUAUAUAGUCAUGUCUGGCACUCCGGCCAUGUCCACCUGGACCGCAAUGAAGACGCGCAUCACCGCCUCGGUGCGGACCACCAAUCGAAUGAAUGCGUUGCUCUCCGAGUCCAUGUUGAGUCGACGGCGAGCGCUGCAGAGUUCUGACCUGUACGAAGGCGGUGGAGCUGCCGGUGGAGGUGGCGAGGGCGGCGAGCGUAAGGAGAAGCCGAAAAAUGAUUGGAAAUUCUUUCACACCAAUUUCAAUAUGGAACGUGCCCAUAAAAUCAUCGAGGAUUGCAUUGAGGAGCGUCUGCUGUGGGAUCGAUUCAGUCGCAAUUUCGACUCUUGGCGCGCGCUGCAGCUGGUCGAGAGUCUCGCGGCCGAGAUACGGGAUCGGGUCAAGAAGCUAAACCACAGGCGCCAUCGCAUCGUGUGCCUGCUUUCGAUUGUGGAGAAACAGAAUCAGGGCAUCUUUCAGCGAAUGUGCCAUCUGAUGGAUGAGAAGCGGGAUAAUUUUACGCAACUGGUUUACGAGCGACCCACGUACUUCAUGAUUGUCGUCCUGUAUCUGGUCUAUCAGGACUAGAGGCCAGUGAAACUUCCUACACAAAAAAGCUCCUACACAAAAGCUUUAGCAUGUGCACCAACCAGUUGUGAACUAAAUUAAUUUAAGAACUGUUUCAUAGA
Drosophila navojoa is the source of this 832-nucleotide messenger RNA. RefSeq names its product dynein light chain Tctex-type protein 2B. Gene Ontology annotation, molecular function: dynein intermediate chain binding. The record is from RefSeq and is a predicted model, not a curated record. Gene Ontology annotation, cellular component: cytoplasm; cytoplasmic dynein complex. Gene Ontology annotation, biological process: microtubule-based movement. Lineage: Eukaryota; Metazoa; Arthropoda; Insecta; Diptera; Drosophilidae.